This is a messenger RNA of Hyaena hyaena (striped hyena), 1583 nucleotides long. It is a transcript of the gene MAP2K2, whose product is annotated as mitogen-activated protein kinase kinase 2. The transcript is spliced from 11 exons. NCBI's taxonomy places the organism in Eukaryota, Metazoa, Chordata, Mammalia, Carnivora, Hyaenidae. The record is from RefSeq and is a predicted model, not a curated record. The coding region runs from base 264 to 1466 and encodes 400 amino acids. Gene Ontology annotation, biological process: protein phosphorylation. Gene Ontology annotation, molecular function: ATP binding; protein kinase activity.
GCUCCCCCUCCCUGCCCUCUGCCUCCCGGGCUCCGGCUGCAGCGUCAGCCUCGGGCGGGCCUCCCCUGCGGCGGCGGCGGCUCCCCGGCCUCAGCCCCGGCACCUCUCGGCGCCCCUCGGCCCCGGCCCGCAGCGACGCCCGCCCUCGCCGCCCGCCUAGGCCGCCGCCGCAGCCCCGGGCUCACGUCGGCGCCGCCCGCUCCCGGCCCGCCCCCUAUGGGCCCCGGUUAGAGGUCCCGCCGCCGCCGGCCCGCGGAGCCCCGAUGCUGGCCCGGAGGAAGCCGGUGCUGCCGGCGCUCACUAUCAACCCCGCCAUCGCCGAGGGCCCGUCCCCCACCAGCGAGGGCGCCUCCGAAGCGAACCUGGUGGACCUCCAGAAGAAGCUAGCAGAGCUUGAACUCGAUGAGCAGCAGAAGAAGCGGCUGGAAGCCUUCCUCACCCAGAAGGCCAAGGUCGGAGAGCUCAAGGACGAUGACUUCGAAAGGAUCUCAGAGCUGGGGGCCGGGAAUGGCGGGGUGGUCACCAAGGUCCAGCACAGACCUUCUGGCCUCAUCAUGGCGAGAAAGCUGAUCCACCUGGAAAUCAAGCCGGCCAUCCGCAACCAGAUCAUCCGCGAGCUGCAGGUGCUGCACGAGUGUAACUCGCCCUACAUCGUGGGUUUCUACGGGGCCUUCUACAGCGACGGCGAGAUCAGCAUCUGCAUGGAGCACAUGGACGGCGGCUCUCUGGACCAGGUGUUGAAAGAAGCCAAGAGAAUUCCCGAGGAGAUCCUGGGGAAGGUCAGCAUCGCGGUCCUCCGGGGUUUGGCGUAUCUCCGGGAAAAGCACCAGAUCAUGCACCGAGAUGUGAAACCGUCCAACAUCCUCGUCAACUCCCGAGGGGAGAUCAAGCUGUGCGAUUUCGGGGUUAGCGGCCAGCUCAUCGACUCCAUGGCCAACUCCUUCGUGGGAACUCGGUCCUACAUGUCUCCGGAGCGGUUGCAAGGCACGCACUACUCGGUGCAGUCGGACAUCUGGAGCAUGGGCCUGUCCCUGGUGGAGCUGUCCAUCGGAAGGUACCCCAUCCCCCCGCCGGAUGCCAAGGAGCUAGAGGCCAUAUUCGGCCGGCCCGUGGUUGACGGGGCAGAAGGAGAGCCUCACAGCAUCUCACCACGGCCGAGACCCCCUGGACGCCCCAUCAGUGGCCACGGGACGGACAGCCGGCCGGCCAUGGCCAUCUUCGAGCUGCUCGACUAUAUUGUGAAUGAGCCACCUCCCAAGCUGCCCAGCGGUGUCUUCACCCAGGACUUCCAGGAGUUUGUAAAUAAAUGCCUAAUUAAGAACCCAGCGGAGCGAGCAGAUCUCAAGAUGCUCAUGAACCACACCUUCAUCAAGCGCUCCGAGGUGGAAGAAGUGGACUUCGCCGGCUGGCUGUGUCGGACGCUGCGGCUGAACCAGCCCAGCACGCCCACGCGCACGGCCGUGUGACGGGGUCCCGCUCGCGCCCCGGCCUCCCCCGCCCGCCACCUGUCCCUGCUCCCAGCAUCUUCUCAGACCUGCUUCCUUAGGUUCAAAACAAAACAGGGAAAGAAAACGCAAACUGUG